Penicillium maclennaniae is the source of this 360-nucleotide messenger RNA. RefSeq lists its product as uncharacterized. The transcript has a single exon. The record is from RefSeq and is a predicted model, not a curated record. NCBI's taxonomy places the organism in Eukaryota, Fungi, Ascomycota, Eurotiomycetes, Eurotiales, Aspergillaceae. Bases 1 to 360 code for a protein of 119 amino acids.
AUGGGUGAACCGCUUGAGACAAGUUGUGUCGCAUGCGGGUGGACACUUGACAAAGAAAAGCGGUGCCAUUAUACAAGCCACCUCAAACUCUUCUACGGUGCAUCUAUUCGGGGUGUGAGGUCCAUCGGAUCAGAUGUGAUUCUAAAAGACCGGCCCUACGAGGGUCCAAAAGCAAAAGUUGUAGUCAAAACAUUGAAGGAUUUAGCGACCCAUUCCGACAUUCCCAUCCCAAAGGUUUUACGUGACUGGGUCGAUCAAGAUGAGCGGUACUUCGUUAUGAACGAACGUAUCGGCGGCGAGACGCUCGAGGAGGCAUUGACUUCUUUGUCAGACCCCAAAAAAAUAGAUAUCGCGGACUAA